Drosophila bipectinata is the source of this 1277-nucleotide messenger RNA. The record is from RefSeq and is a predicted model, not a curated record. NCBI's taxonomy places the organism in Eukaryota, Metazoa, Arthropoda, Insecta, Diptera, Drosophilidae.
CCUAACUCAAAUAAAUUUGAAAAUAGAGAGCCAACAGGAAAUCAAGGAGUGGAGAAGAAUUUGUGUGAAGAUGAAUCGAUUUUGCGGGAUCAUGAACCCAAAGGCAAUCAAUCAGUUGAGAAUCCGUAUGAAGAUAAACCUGAAGUGGUGUAUCGUGAUAGCAGUGAAACUUACAAUGAUAUCACUGAUAUAUCAAAGCAAGUAAGGGAAGAUUCUUUUAAGAUAAUAAAUGAGUAUCGUAAACCCAAAGAAAACCCAUGUAAAGAUGAACCUAUGUUGCACGAUCGUGAACCAAAAAAAACUCAAACAGUCGAUAAGUACCCGUGUGAAGAUAAUGCAAUUUUGCGGGAUCAUAAUUCCAAUUCCAAUUUUCAAGACGAAAAAAUUAAGCUUUUAGUUGAAUUGCCUAACUCGAAUAAAACUGAAAAUAGGGAGCCCUACGCUCAUCAAGAAUUGAAAAUGAAUCUGAGUGAAGAUGAAUCGAUAUGGCAGGAUCGUGAACCCGAAUCCAAGGGCAAUCAAGGAGUUGAGAAUCCGUGUGCAGAUAAUGCUGAUUAUUGGAAUAUCAUUAAAAUGAAUGAAAUCAACAGCAUGAAUGAUCUUCGAAGGGAUAUAAGGGACAUUUUUCUUAAAUUCCAUAGAACAACUGAAUAUUGUUAUGUCAAAGGAAACCAAGGAGUAGAUAAGAAUCCGUUUGAAGAUGAACCUAUAUUGCAGGAUCGUGAACCCGAAUCCAAGGGCAAUCAAGGAGUAUACAAUCCGUGUGAAGAUAAACCGAAAUUGGGGUAUGGUUAUGUCAUUGAGAAUAAAACAGUCAACUACAGUAAGAUCAAUGAUCUUCGAACGGAAAUAAAAGAUCUUUUAGCUAAGUUUCCUAGCUUAAAAAAAACUGAAUAUAGUGCACCCCAAGAAAACCUAGAAGAGAAUAAUUCGUGUGAAAAGAAAACGGGUGGAAGAACGUUCCCAAACUCUGUAAAAGCUGAAAACAGUGAUCACAAUGGCAAACAAGAAGGCUUUUUAAAUUCGAAAGUUAUUAAUGUUAAUGUUUACCGUGAGACACUUCAUGAAACACUUAAUGAGACACUAAAUGAAACACUUAAUGAGACAAUUAAUGAGACUAUUAAUGAAACUCUCAAUACGACUGGAAAUGAGACAGUCUACUAUGAUGCCAAAGAAUGCCAAGACACAGAUUCUAGAGAGGAUACCGAUAUCAUGCAAACUAUUUCUCUAUUAAAAAAUGUUCAUAUUAGCUGUUAAAUUGUACUUAAACUUUUGAU